AUGUGCCUGGAAGCGUGUCUUGCUGAUGAGUUUCUCUCCCAGCAGCAGCUGCACUCGCGCUACGUCCUCCAGCUGCUGCUGGAGACGUGGAAACGGCUCCGGAUGCUGCCGAACAUCAACCGCAUUUCCACGUGCCACAGCAAAGAGAUCACCAUUUGUGAUAUAAUCGGAAAAAAGGUGUGUCAGUCUCCUCCGGAAGAUGUAGAGACUGUCUGCUGUGUCGAUGUCGUCUGGCGCGGGGCCCGAGCACGAGCCAGGAUGGGACCAGUGGGGACAUUCGCCACCGUGCGAGCCACAGAGGAGAGUGAGGAGCGGAGUGUGGGGGUAUUCGGGAGGUCACCCGGGGGCAGAGCUGUUGAGGGUGACAGUGAGGUCGUGGGUGGGGGCUUUCCUGGAAGGAAUCUCAAGCUUUCCCUGGAUCUCUUCAGCUUGGAAGGUGGAGAGGGUCUGGGAGAGGGAGCCAGGAAAGGCAGAGAGGUGGGUGGGGAGAGAGGUGCCAAGGAGAAGGCAGAGGAGAAGCAAGAGGAAGCAGAGAAGUCUGCAGAGCUGUUUGUUGCUGACAGUCAGUCCAGAGAGACAGUCACCAGCAGCUGGGACAGUUCCAGAUUGGUGGAGGGACUGCAAUUAGCAAACUUGGACCAUAUAAUCAACCUGAGGUACGGCUUCACAAAGGAGGUGUUGACGAAAUACAAGAUGCACGGCAAACGGAUCCUGAAGCUGCUGGUCCUCGCCAGAGUGGACAGACACAACUAUGUCUCAGCGCUGAGGCCUCCCAAGAAGAGACACCAGAACUCAGCCAGUCUGUCCGUGGACUCGGACAUGGACGAGGACGUCUGGUCCCCCAACAAGAUGUUCCUGCGGCGUAAAUCCCUCACGCUCCUCAAACCCGUGCCUCGCGACAGCUUCCAAAACCGCUCGCUGCAGGACUUCUCCGACCAGAUCCAAGCGAAGACGGAGGACGAGGCGGCGGAGCUCUGCAACAGGAGACCGUCCGUCUUCAACUCGGGAGUCGGAGCGCCCGAAAAGGAGAUGGCGGCGUCCACGUCCUCCGAGUCCAUCAGUGUGAUUGACGAGUGGAAACAGAUCCUGGACCUGCUGUGGAGCGACCCGAUGAACCAGGACGGCUGCGUGCCCAACGAGGUGCGGGGCGGGGGCUGCUACUGCCCUGACGUCACCGAGGACUUCCUGAGCAGACACAACCUGCAGCUCCUCAUCCGCUCCCACGAGUGUAAACAGGAAGGCUCCGAGUUCUGCCACAACCGCAAGGUCCUCACGUUGUUCUCCGCCUCCAAUUACUACGACGUGGGAAGCAACAGGGGGGCCUACGUGAAGUUGGGUCCAGACCUUGUGCCUUAUUUAUUUCAAUACCAGGCCAGCAGCAUGAUCAGAGAGCUCACCGUGAGGCAGAGCGUCGGACGAACCGAGCGCUCGGCCCUUAAAGUCCUGCGAGACCUCAUCUGUGCCUUCAAAACGUUCGACAGCGACAACACAGGUCUGGUGUGUCUGAACGACUGGGCCUCUGCCGUGGAGAGCGUGACGCACCUCGGCCUCCCCUGGAGGAUGCUGCGCUGCCAGCUGGUCCCCUGCAAGACCAACGGCGGCAUGAUCGACUACCACGAGUGGUUCGACGAGCUCACCAUCAAAGGACCCAACGCGGACCACAUUGACCAGAGUCUGCUCGAGACUCUGUGUCGUCACCGCUCCACCUUCGAGACCAUCUUUAGAAUCGUAGAUGCCGACAACUCAGGUAAAAUAUUGAAUUAAUCACUAUAUACACACACUCCUCAUAUGGUUUACACGCUGAGGGGAAAUAAUGUGUCGAAAUGAAGUGCAUUGACUCGCAGAGACCAUCCAAUGAGAGGCAGGGCUCUGUGAAGUGUUUGCCGUGUCCAGAUGGAGACGUUGUUAAUCUGUCGCAUGCCCUACGGCCACAUAAGGUUACGGUCAUCCCAGUUAAAGUGAGGAUUAACCCACUGAUCUACUCGCCACCCCAUCCCCCACGUCUAAUCACACACACUGUUUCCUCUUUUCUCAGUAUCCCAUGUGAUCAGUAUCAGAUCACAUGGGAUUAGAGAGGGGAUCGAGUUCAGGGUAUCCGCCGGCAAUCGUUCAUUUCACAUUUUGAUGCAGUUUCAUCCAAUGAGGACGUGUGGAGGGGGACACACAACUUAAUAAUGUGUCUUUUAUUAAGUCAUUAAAUCUGUCAUUAUAAUUGCUAGCUUGGCUCUGUCUGAAGGAAACUGUUGUUCACAAAUUUAUAUUUAGAUUUACGAUGUUUAAUCCAUACUAGAAACUAAUUUACUAAUUCCAGUAUUAUGGUCAAGAAUGC
This is a messenger RNA of Pseudoliparis swirei, 2329 nucleotides long. RefSeq names its product protein phosphatase with EF-hand domain 2a (gene ppef2a). Gene Ontology annotation, cellular component: nucleus; cytosol. Gene Ontology annotation, biological process: negative regulation of MAPK cascade. The record is from RefSeq and is a predicted model, not a curated record. NCBI's taxonomy places the organism in Eukaryota, Metazoa, Chordata, Actinopteri, Perciformes, Liparidae. Gene Ontology annotation, molecular function: protein serine/threonine phosphatase activity; Hsp90 protein binding; calcium ion binding.